Molecule: messenger RNA, 1681 nt
Organism: Ilex paraguariensis (yerba mate)
Lineage: Eukaryota; Viridiplantae; Streptophyta; Magnoliopsida; Aquifoliales; Aquifoliaceae
Source: the annotation of a GenBank genome assembly
ACUAUGUGGGGAUUUACGGAGAAGAUGUCCUUUCUCCCAUGAAUGAUGUUGAGGUUUUUCUUUUUCUUUUUUUUAAUGUUAUUUUCUCUUUUAUUAAGGAUUAUGCUGCGUUCUGGUUUGUGCAUUUCCUUACAAAUUCUUCUCUUGCUAACUAUUGGUAUACGAACUACGAAGCUAUAAUUGAACGCGAGCGCGCGCGGGCGGGCACACACACACACACACAGCAUAAGGUGUGUCAAAUUGUUAUGUUUUCAAGAGUCGGUUGCAAGAGUAUGCUCAGAAAGUAGGGCUUUCUACACCUGUUUAUGAGACCAUCAAAGAAGGUCCUUCCCACGAGCCUUCGUUUAGGUCAACAGUAAUUGUGAACAAUGCUAGAUAUGAUUCUCUACCUGGAUUUUUCAAUCGUAAGGCAGCAGAACAGUCAGCUGCUGAAGUUGCUCUCAUGGAACUGGCCAACUCUGAAGGCACAACCGAAUGCAUCUCUCAACCAGUGCAUGAAACAGGCUUGUGCAAAAAUUUACUGCAAGAGUAUGCACAGAAGAUGAACUAUGCAAUUCCAGCUUAUGAAUGCCAUAAGGAUGAAAAAACGGCUGGUAGAGUACCCCUCUUUUCUUGCACUAUUGAGAUAGGUGGAAUUACGUAUAUUGGAGCUGCAGCAAGAACAAAAAAGGAAGCAGAAUUAAAAGCUGCCAGAACUGCUCUAUUGGCUAUCCAGUCUACUGGGUCUAAUGAGAAAUCUUCUGGCAACUCUGGGUACACGGUUAUUCCAUGCAAAAAGAGAGUGACAGAUUUUAGUGUCAAUCUCCAAGAGACUGUAGCAGCACUCAAACCAAAGAAAAGUCAUUUCAAAAAGAAACCACAGAAGAAGAGACAUUCUGGGCCUGGCGGUUACCAUGCCCAACGGGGAAAUAUGGGUAGUUUGGAUGUUAAUGGGGAUAGCGAGGCGCGGCCAGAAGUAGGUAAAACUGAUGCUUUUGGUGUCCAAGUAACAGAUUCCGUAUUUUCGCCCAUGGAAGCAACUAAGAAUUUCCAAGACGAAAGGUCUUUCAAUGGAGACAUAGAUGAUGUCUUGGUUCCCUACAAAAACGGAGAUGCAAAAGAUGUGCACUUAAAAGCUCUGAAUUUUUCCCCGAUUGAGGUUGGAACUAACAAUCCAGGAAUCAACUCUAUGAUCAGUGGAGGUGAUUUGACUUGUUUGGUCAAGGAGGUGAAUAAGAUUCCUGGAGUUGGGCAGGUGGCUUCAAUUGUGAAUAACUCUACCAUGGGUCAGGGAGAGGUACCAAGUGGCAUAAAUGGCUUGAAUGAAAGGGCAUAUGGAACAGAUGCCGGCCAAACGAAGGAGAGGAUUAUGGAGGCUUAGAUUCUGGUGAUUACUUUUUGGGUUUCUGCAGUUAGGGAAUUGUAUCAGAGGGGUCAGGAAUGAGAUACUAUUUAACAUAACCUGAAAACAGGUGUCUUGAGCAUUUAUAAAUCGACACUGGUAAGAUUGUGUUGGACUAUUCGUUUUUGAUUUCAUCUAAUGCAGGGAUAUCAUGGUGCCCUUUUAUUUAUGUCCCAUAUGCUUGUGCUUGCUAGUAUUGACAAAAUUGUAGUAGUGGCUAUACAAAGUACAACUAUUUAAGUUUACACAUUCGAUUUCUGACUAUUUUAUUGGUCAUUGAUGAAUUGUCUCAUUUUGUCA